CACUAGUCUCAUAGGGCACAUAUUUUGUCUCCUUAGAUAGUAGUUCUGUCAUGUCUCAUGAUGUGGAUUCAGUGUAUGAAAAUUCUAGCUUCAUACUUCAAACAGUUGCUUCAGGUGAAAAAUGCUCUCGAUACAAAGGUAACUCCACUGAAGAGCAAGAAAGUGUGAGAGAGGUUUGUCUACCUAAACGGACUAAAGUACUUCGGAUGGUUUUUGCUGUCUGUCUGGUUUUUGCUCUUGGAGGUCUCUGUAUUCUGGGGAUACUGUGUUGUGCCGUCCACUGGAUUCAUUCUGGAGGAAAGUGUUACUACUUCUCUACAGUCAAGAUGAACUGGACACGGAGUCGAGAUCACUGUGUGACUCUAGGAGGACAUCUGGUGAUCAUAAACAGCAAAGCAGAGCAGGAUUUUGUUACCUCAAAUGUUGAAGAGACUCACUGGAUUGGUCUCAAUGAUUUGGAAACUGAGGGUAACUGGGUUUGGGUGAAUAACCAGCCAGUUAACGAUUCAGUAAAAUUCUGGAUGGAACGAAAGGAUGAUAUCAGUGAGCCUGAUAACUGGAGUGAAGAUGAUCCAGACGGUGAAGAUUGUGCUGGUCUGGGAGAUCCAGCCGGAGGGACAGAUUUCUGGAUGGAUGCUUACUGUUUUAAAAGGAAAAGAUUUGUGUGUGAAGCUGUUGCAGCUGUUUAAUUCAUCACUCUUCAGUAGAUUUUUCUCACAUUUAAAAAAAAAAUAAUUUACUCACCAUUAUUCAGAACCAACUUCAUUGGAACACAAAGAUACAUUUUGAAGAAUGAUGUGCACUUAAUAUUUUCCUUAUUUUCUUAAUGUUUUGUUGCUUAUUAAGCCAAACUGGAUUACUAUACAAGAUAAUCUCGGCUAAAUUCAGCAAAUGCUUUGUAUUAAAUGUAAGACUUACUAUUUUACAUUAUUAUUGAAGUUGCAAAAAUGUGCAAGUUUCUGCUUUUAAUACUUUCUUUGCACCCAGAGUUUCCAAGUUUGGGGCAUGUUUUGGCAUCUGCAUUUUUGGUAAAUUUGUCGAAAUUGAAUGUUGUUGUUGUUGCUAAUUUACAAUAAAAUUACUUUGGAUAAAAGCAUC
Carassius gibelio (silver crucian carp) is the source of this 1098-nucleotide messenger RNA. Its product is annotated as C-type lectin domain family 4 member E-like. Gene Ontology annotation, cellular component: external side of plasma membrane. Bases 51 to 689 code for a protein of 212 amino acids. Gene Ontology annotation, molecular function: carbohydrate binding. The record is from RefSeq and is a predicted model, not a curated record. The transcript is spliced from 5 exons. NCBI's taxonomy places the organism in Eukaryota, Metazoa, Chordata, Actinopteri, Cypriniformes, Cyprinidae. Gene Ontology annotation, biological process: biological process involved in interspecies interaction between organisms; immune response.